Molecule: messenger RNA, 2353 nt
Organism: Trichoderma asperellum CBS 433.97
Lineage: Eukaryota; Fungi; Ascomycota; Sordariomycetes; Hypocreales; Hypocreaceae
Biological process (GO): carbohydrate metabolic process; cell wall organization
Cellular component (GO): cell wall
Molecular function (GO): hydrolase activity, hydrolyzing O-glycosyl compounds
Source: RefSeq, a predicted model, not a curated record
UCCAUCCCCAGUCCAGGCUAAGCCCCUGGCCAUAGCGCUGCAGACUCCAUCCAGUCCUUAUUUAUUGUUCUGGCAGACCCUCGGCCGCUGCAUUCCAGUCCCUUCCUCUGCCCACCCAAGCACGACAAACAAAACAAAGACUCUCGCUUUCUGUGUGUGUUUUGGUUCCCCCGCGGGUGCGUCACUCGUUCAUCGCAUCUCGCCGUCGUUGUCGUUGUCGAUAAUCGAUUUUUUUUCUUUCUUUCUCUUUUUCCACCCGACUGCUCGUUGCAUCAAUCGUUUUGUGCGAGGAGAAAAAGAGCUGCGCGCGCGCAUUAAUUCGACACCCAGUCCCAACGAUCGCUCUCUGGCGUGACACACGCAGCAUCAAAAUCCGAUAUCGCUCGCUUUCGCACAGCAAAACACAGCCACGCGCGCGAUUGAACCAGAUCGAAUCGAAUCAGCUCGAAAAUGCUAAAGUCUGCUGCGUUGGCCGCGCUUCUGGGCGCUGGGGCUGCCCUGGCGGGUAGCACGACGUGCUCGCUCACCAACAAGUGCCCCAAGGAGGCUCCCUGCUGCUCCCAAUAUGGCGAGUGCGGUGUUGGCGCCUACUGCCUCGGCGGCUGCGAUCCCCGAAUGUCCUUCUCGCUCGACUCGUGCACCCCCGAGCCCGUCUGCAAGUCCAAGACCAUGACCUUCGACUCCAAGCUCUCCAGCGUCGCCGACAUCAGCGAUUACCUCGGUGACCCGUCCACCGCCGACUGGGUCUCCCAGGGAGAGCCCACCUACUACAACGGCAACGUCCUGCUGACCAUGCCUAAGAACAGCGUCGGCACCGUCAUGGCCACCACCGAGUACAUGUGGUACGGCAAUGUCAAGGCCCGGUUCAAGACCAGCCGCGGCAAGGGUGUCGUCACUGCCUUUAUCCUGCUUUCCGACGUCAAGGACGAGAUUGACUACGAGUUUGUCGGCGUCGAUCUGGGCACCGCGCAGACCAACUGGUACUUCCAGGGCAUCCCCGACUACGACAACUCUGGCAACAUCACCUCCCUCUCAGACACCUUCAACAACUACCACGACUACGAAAUCAGAUGGACCCCCGACAACAUCCAGUGGCUCGUCGAUGGCAAGGUCGGCCGCACCGUCAACCGCAAGGACCACUGGAACGCCACCUCCAACCAGUGGUCUUUCCCCCAGACACCUUCUCGUGUCCAAAUCUCCAUCUGGCCUGGUGGUCUGGCCAGCAACGCCCCCGGAACCAUUGCUUGGGCCGGUGGUGAGAUUGACUGGAACGCUCCCGAUAUCCAAAAGGCCGGCUACUUCUACGCCACCUUUGAGUCCGUCACCGUCGAGUGCUACAACGCCACUUCGGGACUUGGAACCAGCACCGGCACCAGCUACACCUACAACAACAUUGCUGGCACCAACAACACCGUCAUCGACGGCAACAAGCGCACCAACCUGGCUUCCCUGGAGGGUACUGGUACCGACAUGGAUGCUGGCAAGCCUGACACUUCCUCGGCUGCUUCGUCUGCCUCGUCUUCCUCAGGUUCUGCCACCAAGACUGGCAGCAGUAGCUCCAAGAACACCCAGGCCCAGAUCCCAGGUGGAAGUAACGGUUCCUCUGGCCAGGUUCCUGGUGGCAGCAACGGAUCCGGCGGCAGCAACAGUGGCAGCGGCUCUGGCGGUAGCUCUGGCGGUAGCUCUGGCAGCGGCUCUGGCAGCGGUUCUGGCGGCAGUGCCCCUGCCGACACUUCCAGCUGCUCGUCCUCCAGCUUUAACCAAGACUGCAGCGACAGCAGCAGCAGCAAUAACAAGAGUGGCAAGAACGCUGGUUCUCAGGCUGGUGUGAGCUCCCUGGCCAUGAUCCUGGCCGGUGCUGCGCUGUUUUUGUUUUAAGUUGGGAAAUACGGUACUAAUACGCAAGGUAGUCUGAAUGACUAGGGUUGUUUUGCUGUUACUUCUUUCUAUUUCUUUGCCGGGUUCAUAUUAAUUUUCUUUUUCCAAGAUACACACCUCAUUCGUUGGUGGCUUUGACGUGUUUUAUGCAUUAUUUUGAAGAUUAAGUACGCGGAUGGAUGUGCGAAUGAUAAUGAGACUGAGGAGGAGAUGAGAAGCUAUGAGGUGGGCGGCAGGGCCCUUAAUAUGGGAUGCAGUGGGAGAGGCUGUGUUGUAUUUAGGAGAGAAUGCAGUUGUAUUUAACGGGCGACCUGAGUCUAUUACAUGAAUGUGCUUGUGCGUGAUUGGUGAGGCUGAUGUGCUGUCACUGCUUAAGUGAGCUGGCUAUUCUAGUAUGCUUACCACCGGCUAGUAUUAUACUAUCUCGCUAUUUACAUUUAAUCUAUACAACCAAAACUAGUCAAUACGAGCUGCU